AUGAGAAGUCCCUUGUACCGUCCUGGAGAUGAGUACGAGGAGGUUCCAAUACUAUACCAGACACCUGUCAGUACCAAUAGAGCAGAAAAUAAACGAGAAUUACCACCCCAUAUGGAGAUACCCCGGAAAACUCAGCCUGGAAGCGGGCAAGAGUCCGUUUUGAAUGCUGACCAAGAAAGAUUGGUACAGCAAGCUGAACUAAUGCUCACAAGCGAGCAACUAGUUAGAAUCCUGAAACGUCGGGAAAAGAGAGAUAUGAAUGAGGAUCCUGAGGAGAAAGCCUUCAAAACUUGGAAAGAGGGUCAAUACUGGGCUAAUACAGAACCAGUUAAAACUCACCAGCCAAUAAAUGCAAAUCAUCCUUCGGUAAAGGAGCAGCAGUCCCAAAGUGGGGAUAGAGAACGGAGCAAAGAACUGUGGGACAAGCAUGAGCAAGACAUAGAAGAAACAAAAAAGAAACUUAAUAAGCUUACAGCUCAUUUAGCAAAAGAAGAAAAUAAAUAUAAGUGCAUUCGGCCAGACGUACCAGCCUUAGAUAAUUCUAAUCCAGUAGCCAAACUCGUAGGCCAAAUGGUUAAACCCAAGGGAUUGGGAACUUCCCGAACUCCUCACAAACUGAAUCCCAUAAACCAGAUACCAGUUACCAGUUACAUUGGACGAUCCUUGGGAAAAAUAGAGAAAGCUGGUGGAGCAGACUCGGACAAUUCAUCUGACGAGUCAGACUCAAGCUCUAGCGGAGACUCGAGCAACACAUCCACUGAUAAUGAUUUCCAAGUUUCAUCAUUGGGCCCUAGAUUGCAAACAAACAGAGUAAAAUCUCAUCGCCGGAAGAAAAGAAAAGAAAUAUUGAAACCCACUGAACUAGCUGCCUAUGACAGAAAGCCUGAUUCCCGAGAAUUACAUCGCUUUGUAACUGCUGCUACAGCCUACGUCAAAGUAGGGCAAGUGCCCCGAGCAAAUUGA
Serpula lacrymans var. lacrymans S7.9 is the source of this 963-nucleotide messenger RNA. RefSeq lists its product as uncharacterized. The transcript has 2 exons. Lineage: Eukaryota; Fungi; Basidiomycota; Agaricomycetes; Boletales; Serpulaceae. The record is from RefSeq and is a predicted model, not a curated record. The coding region runs from base 1 to 963 and encodes 320 amino acids.